This is a messenger RNA of Insectozyma verbasci, 588 nucleotides long. The record is from the annotation of a GenBank genome assembly. NCBI's taxonomy places the organism in Eukaryota, Fungi, Ascomycota, Pichiomycetes, Serinales, Debaryomycetaceae.
AUGUUUAUAUUAUCUGAAAUUGAAGAUUUAGUACGAAUACCUCCAAAUACAUUCAAUAUUCCAAUUCAACAUGCUAUAACAGAUGAAUUACAUAAGAAAUAUUCAAACAAGAUAAUAAAUAACUUGGGGUUGGUUGUUUCUAUCUGGGAUAUAUCUGAUAUUAAAGAUGGUUUAUUAAAACCUGGAGAUGGUGGAAGUUAUGUUGGUGUUACAUUUAGAGCUAUUGUUUUUAAACCUUUUAGAGGUGAAGUUCUAACUGGUUGGGUAACUGAAUGUAAUCCAAUGGGUAUAAAGAUUAGACUUGGGUUUUUUGAUGAUAUUUGGAUACCUAAAAAUUAUUUAUUUGAAGAAUGUGAAUUUAAAGAAGUUGAAAAAGCUUGGGUUUGGAAUAUGGAUGGUAAUGAAUUAUUUAUUGAUAUGAAUGAAAAAGUGAGAUUUAGGGUAGAGGAAGAAAAUUUUUAUAAUAUAAAGCCAAAGACAUCAAAUGAAGCCUUGGGAUUGGAGGAACCAAAAAAUAAAUUACCUGCUUAUUCAUUAAUCGCAUCUUGUCAAGAAUAUGGAAUGGGUUGUAUAUCGUGGUGGGAUUAG